Molecule: messenger RNA, 1834 nt
Organism: Pisolithus orientalis
Lineage: Eukaryota; Fungi; Basidiomycota; Agaricomycetes; Boletales; Pisolithaceae
Product: permease for cytosine/purines, uracil, thiamine, allantoin-domain-containing protein
Exons: 13
Coding region: 238-1749 (503 amino acids)
Biological process (GO): nucleobase transport; transmembrane transport
Cellular component (GO): plasma membrane
Molecular function (GO): nucleobase transmembrane transporter activity
Source: RefSeq, a predicted model, not a curated record
CGGACUGUUUACAGCAUUGCUAAAGACGGUCGUCGGCCUGAUGCCCGCAGCUAUCGAACCAAUGACUGGUGACCUCCUACUUGCUUCUUUGACCCACAGUAUUAGCUUGCAUGUUGCUAUUAUUGUCUAGCUUAUCUCGAGCCGAAGAGGUUGCCGAGAUACAUAUGUAACGGAGAAACUCCGUAAGUACGUUACAAGGGAUUUCCGAGUGCCCCGGAACGUCCGUUUCUCCGUAUCAUGGUCAGGCUCAUGGGCUCACUGGACUUCCUUCGACCGUCAACAUGGGCCCUCGAGCCCGAGAAGACAACGUUCGCCAACCAUGGCUGGAGUAACAAAGAUAUGGACCCGGUUACAUACUGGGUCUCGGAUGCUACAAACGUGGCCGUCUGGGAGCUAGCGGGUUCGAUGUUAGCCAUCGGUCUCUCUUGGCGUCAGGCAUUACCAUGUAUUGCUGCCGGGUACGCUGUCAUAUCCGUGGUCAUGGUUAUGACGGGUACUAUCGGCGCUCGAUUACACGUCGCAUUCCCGGUUUUGAACCGAUCGUCAUUUGGCUUCUGGUUCAGUUAUUUCACGGUAUUUAGUCGUAUUAUUCUCUCUAUGUUCUGGUUCGGCAUUCAGACCUACAGUGGUUCGCAAGCCAUAUACCAAGUGCUCAAAGCGAUCUGGCCAUCUAUAGCGAGGCUCCCAAACCGUCUCCCUGCCAAUGCAAACAUAACCAGUUCUGGUCUUCUCUGCUAUCUACUCUACUGGCUUAUCCAGUUCCCCUUUAUGCUCCUCUCACCACACCAGAUUAGAUGGUUAUUUCUUGUCAAGGGCAUCGUCGUCCCCAUUGCAUGGUUGGCAAUGGUAAUCUGGGCAUUCGUACGUGUCCCACCGUCGACAGGGCUCUUCGCCCAACAUGCCACGAUAUCGGGUAGCCAACUCACUUGGACAUGGUUGAGUGCUAUGAACAGUGCUCUAGGCGCAUAUGCGACUCUCUCCGUGAAUAUACCCGAUUUUACUCGCUACGCCAGGAACGAGCAGGCCCAAUUCGUACAGCCUCUGGUCAUACCCAUCGUAUUCACCCUCUGCAGCUUCGCAGGCAUUGCCGUCACGAGUGCCGGUAUCCAGCUCUACGGAGAAGUCCUUUGGGACCCACUUCUACUCAUCGAUCGGUGGGACAACCGUGCUGCCGCCUUUUUUGCUUCUCUGGUGUUCGUAAUCGCUACUAUCGGAACGAAUAUCAGCGCCAACUCUUUAAGUGCUGGGAAUGAUAUGACGGUGUUGUUGCCCAAGUACAUCAAUAUCCGGCGUGGUCAGGUUAUCUGUGCCUUCAUCGGCGGAUGGGCACUUUGUCCAUGGGAAAUCUUGGCCAGUGCACAGGGAUUUUUGAGCUUUAUGAAUGGGUACACGAUCUUCCUUGGUCCUUUUGCGGGAAUUAUGAUCACAGAUUUCUGGUUCGUCCACAAAGGUAAGGUCGACGUUCCUGCCAUGUACAACCCCAACGGCAGAUAUCGCUACACCCAUGGAUUCAACUGGCGCGCCGUCCUCGCUAUACUUGUCACCUUUGUCGUCGCGUCUGUAGUGUACUACGUCACCUCCGUCGCGUUCCCCGCACGAGAGACGCACGUCGAGAAUCUUAUCUCCGCAGACGAUGCACCUUCUCCGACAGGUACGCCCUACGAUAGUGGGGGUGCGUUCCUUGCGGCCAGCACUGCCUCAGCAAAGGAUGCGGAGAAGACCCGCGACGUGGAGGUCGAAACUAAAUAGGAUAUUCGUUAUACCGAUUUGUUACUUUAGCACUAGUAGAUUUCAUGGUUAAACCUCUGGAGUGUUCACCGAACAACAGAUCAUC